AUGCCACUGAGGACAUUGCUGCACAGAAAGCCGGCCUCCGGCCGCUGGCCCAGCAGGAACAAGCGGAGGGAGGUGCUCUCUGUCAACAUGAUCAGCCUACCGCUGGGCGAUUUCCGCCACCUCUCUCACAUCGGAAACGAUGCCAACAGAGACAGCUUUGGAGAUCUAUCCUUCCUGAAGAUGGGCCACGGCCUGCUCCUUCAGAGUUCCCAGAGUGAGCAGAACCUCUUUCUGGCCUGUUCGCCCCCUCCGAAGCCCCCCCGUUUGAACCUGGACGAGACAGACAGCACGCGGAGCCCCGACUGGUCUGUGGAUCAGAAGAGGAAGAAGUGCAGCUCCAUGCCACUGCUGGACAGUGAGGAAGGAGAUGAUGGGGAGGGAAAGGCGGAAGAGGGGUGCCGAGGUCAGAGUAACGGCGGCCCUGUUCCGGCCCACAGGCCAGCUCUGGGCAGUGUGAGUUCGGACAGGGAGGCAGAGUUUACAGAGAGCUGUGACGCUCUGACCGGACAGACGGAUGAGGACAGCGGCUUUUCAUUCAGCCUCGACCUGGGCCCUUCAAUCCUGGAUGAUGUUCUGCAGGUGAUGGAAAAACUACACAAAUGA
Menidia menidia (Atlantic silverside) is the source of this 603-nucleotide messenger RNA. The record is from the annotation of a GenBank genome assembly. NCBI's taxonomy places the organism in Eukaryota, Metazoa, Chordata, Actinopteri, Atheriniformes, Atherinopsidae.